Molecule: messenger RNA, 1884 nt
Organism: Phytophthora infestans T30-4
Lineage: Eukaryota; Oomycota; Peronosporomycetes; Peronosporales; Peronosporaceae
Exons: 6
Coding region: 1-1884 (627 amino acids)
Source: RefSeq, a predicted model, not a curated record
AUGCGAGCGAUACACGGUCGGCUCCUGCAGCGUGCCGGCGUGUCCAGCCGGCGCAGCAGCUUAAAACGAUUGCAUUCGCUCUUCCUCGUACCCGACAAUGUGCUGCCAUCUCGACGCAAUUUCUCGUUCAGCGCUACGUACCCUACGUCCAGCGAGUCCGCCGCCAUGGAUGACACGGAUGACAAAUCCACACCUCGACUGGUCUGUGGCAAGUGCAACACGACGCUAAGUGCCACAAAAGACUUGGUGUUCUUCAAAUGGAGGAAUGGGAUUCACGUAUCUAGCGCAACAGAUGAACCAUUGAAGAAUUUGUUUCCAGAGGAUUCGGUGGGGGAAGAGGAUGCGAGUUGGAAGAAGCACAAGAUGCUCUGUAUCAAAUGCAACUUCCAAGUUGGCACUUUGGCGCGGAUUUUUUCGUCGGACAAAGUUUUAUUCAGUGCUUCCUGCGUGGCGGUGCAGAUGCCAGACGACCAAUCACCUUUGCUGUCAUUGUCGGGUUAUCCUUCGUCGUUGCUGAGCUUUACGAUGUGGUCGGAGCUGAUCUUGAUGGCGGAAACACAACCAAAACUCAAGGACUUGCUGCAGAUCCGCCGAGUGGAUAAUAUCCAGGAGAACACAUCAAAGAGCGCCAAGCUGAACCGGAAAUUGCUCAUGGCGAAAGACUUACAGGAACUGUUGCGCAUAGUGGAUGAAAAUGCCUUCAACUUGAAUCACUACAACAUUCGAACGGCGAUCGAUCGUGCAGGUCGCUUUGUCUCGACUAGAACAACCCGAGCGAAUUUACUGGCCGUCAAUAACAUCGACAAUAUCAACAAAUCUGAAGCUCCUGAGGAUGACCUGCUAGCCGUCCCGUCGCCAGCCUUGUUUCCAAAGUGGACUACCAAGCCUAAUGCCUUGGAUACAAAGCGAUUUUGGAAGCUGAUUGAUGAGACAGAAAAGCUGGUGAACUUUGGCAUUGCCGCCUUCAAAACGGGCAGUGCGUUGACCCACUUAACGACUGCUCUGAUGCGUCUUGGCGUGGGCCGGACGUCAAUUCUACAACCUAUAGCAGCGCAGACAGCUUUCAUGUUGCAGUCUGAGAAAGGAAAAAUCAACUCUCAUCAAGCCUGUAUGGUAGUGUCGGCGAUAACCCACUUGCUCCCGAGAGAAAGUCGUCGUCAAGAGUGGGUUCUGGACUCUUUACAAACCGCCAGCAAGGCGGUGAUGGCCGAGCUGGAUGAUGAAAACACCAGUGCUGAGGACAAACAACGGGCAGCUGAAGUGCUGGUCCCGCUCGCACGGUCGUUCCUCUUCGUCGAGAGCUUCGACGAAGAUCUGUUCCGUCGGACGCUCAAAGAGGUUAACUCUGGAGGUCUGGACAAGCUGAACAUGCCGCUCUUUAAGCUGAGAGUGCUCAAGUCCAAACUGUACCAGAUUCAUCUGGACUGUGAGCUCAGCGACCGACCUACUGAGUUCAGAAUAACCCCAGCUGUCGAGGAAAAGUGCAAGCGAGUGUUUGACGCUCACCAGGCGAAGGGUAAGAGCUCGUCGUUCCGACUGCACCAUCUCGUUUGCACUGCUCUGGACGAGAUCGGAAUCCAGAACGAAACGCUACACGCCACGGAGACUGGUUACCAUCUUGACGUGGUGGCGCCAAGGCAGAAAAUUGCUAUCGAGAUCAACCCGCCGGACUGCUAUCAGGCGCUGGAGCCCAGUGACGAGGAUAAGGAGCCCAAAACCUUCGGCUUCGUUGACCUCAAGGCGCGGCACUUGAAACUGAUGGGCUGGACUGUCAUCCAACUGCAUGCCGACAGCUUCCAGCAGCUUGUAACUCUGGAAGACCGCGUCAUGCACCUUAGCAUGCUCUUAGAAAUCGCCACCUGCCGCAACUUUGGGCGCUUGUGA